GCGCCGUGCACGCCCGCGCACCCAUGGCCGGGAAGGCGCUGUCGCUGCUGCCGCCGCUGCUGCUGGCCGCCGCCGGCCUCGCCGGCCUCCUGCUGCUGUGCGUCCCCACCCGCGAUAUCCGGGAGCCGCCCGCCCUCAAGUAUGGCAUCGUCCUGGACGCGGGCUCUUCCCACACGUCCAUGUUCAUCUACAAGUGGCCGGCGGACAAAGAGAACGACACAGGGAUCGUGGGCCAGCACAGCUCCUGUGACGUGCGAGGUGGGGGCAUCUCUAGCUAUGCUGACAACCCUUCUGGGGCCGGGCAGAGCCUUGUGGAAUGCCUGAACCAGGCGCUUCGGGACGUGCCCAAGGAGAGACAUGCGGGCACGCCGCUCUACCUGGGAGCCACGGCGGGCAUGCGCCUGCUCAACCUGACCAGUCCAGAGGCUUCAGCCAACGUGCUCGCUGCCGUGACGCAGACGCUGACCCAGUACCCCUUUGACUUCCGUGGUGCCCGCAUCCUCUCAGGCCAGGAUGAGGGUGUGUUUGGCUGGGUGACCAUCAACUACUUGCUGGAAAACUUCAUCAAGUACGGCUGGGUGGGCCGGUGGUUCCGGCCAAGGAAGGGGACGCUGGGGGCCAUGGACCUGGGGGGCGCCUCCACACAGAUCACCUUUGAGACGGCCAGCCCCACGGAGGAUCCGGCCAACGAGGUCCAGCUCCGGCUCUACGGCCAGCGCUACCGAGUGUACACGCAUAGCUUCCUCUGCUACGGCCGUGACCAGGUCCUGCGGAGGCUGCUGGCCAGUGCAGUCCAGACCCGUGGGCCCCACCCCUGCUGGCCGCAGGGCUACUCCACCCACGUGAUGCUCCGGGACGUCUAUGAGUCGCCCUGCACCGCCACCCAGCGGCCCCAGGCCUUCAACAGGAGUGCCAGGGUCAGCCUGGCAGGCAGCAGCAACCCUGCCCUGUGCCGCGGCCUCGUCUCCCAGCUCUUUAACUCCUCCUCCUGCCGCUUCUCCAGAUGCUCCUUCAACGGCAUCUUCCAGCCCCCUGUGGCUGGGAAGUUUAUAGCCUUCUCUGCUUUCUUCUACACGGUGGACUUCCUGAGAACGGUGAUGGGGCUGCCCGUAGCAACUCUGCAGCAACUAGAGGCAGCUGUGGUCACCGUCUGUAGCCAGACAUGGAGUGAGCUGCAGGCUCGGGCGCCAGACGACCGGGCCCGCCUGCCCGACUACUGUGCCGGGGCCAUGUUCGUGCAGCAGCUGCUGAGCCGCGGAUACGGCUUCGACGAGCGCUCCUUCGGAGACUUGACCUUCCAGAAAAAGGCGGGGGACACUGCGGUCGGCUGGGCGCUUGGCUACAUGCUGAACCUGACCAACCUGAUCCCCGCUGACCCGCCUGGGCUGCGCAAAGGCACAGACUUCAGCUCCUGGGUCGUCCUCCUCCUCCUCUUCGCCGCCAUGCUCCUGGCCGCGUUUGCCCUCCUGCUGCAGCAGGCGCGCUCCACCAAGUCGGCGAGCACCAUCUAGGGGCCCCCAGCGCCAAGCCCCCCAUCUCUAUAUCCCCUCAUCCCUCACCCCACCCCGCCACCAACGUCUCUGCCCUAAUGCAGCCCAGAAUCAAGGCAGUGCCGACACCGGCAUCCGGUCAGGAUGGGCAAAGGGAACCCAGCCCCCCCAACUCCAGCCUUGGUCUCACCCCGAGGCCUCCUGCUCCCCCUCUUACUGAGGCUGUGAGAGCAGAGUCUGGUCCCCGGGAGUGGAGUUCUGAGGACGCCUCCCACCCCAGGAUUGGGUAUUAGGGGGAGGGUCAGGGUCACAGCCCAGGGCCUACUUGUACACAUUUUUUAAUAUUGAA
Molecule: messenger RNA, 1839 nt
Organism: Dama dama (fallow deer)
Lineage: Eukaryota; Metazoa; Chordata; Mammalia; Artiodactyla; Cervidae
Gene: ENTPD2
Product: ectonucleoside triphosphate diphosphohydrolase 2
Exons: 9
Coding region: 24-1511 (495 amino acids)
Biological process (GO): nucleoside diphosphate catabolic process
Cellular component (GO): plasma membrane
Molecular function (GO): UDP phosphatase activity; GDP phosphatase activity
Source: RefSeq, a predicted model, not a curated record